Molecule: messenger RNA, 288 nt
Organism: Triticum turgidum subsp. durum (durum wheat)
Lineage: Eukaryota; Viridiplantae; Streptophyta; Magnoliopsida; Poales; Poaceae
Source: the annotation of a GenBank genome assembly
AUGGACUCCGCCCGGAGCUGGCUCCAGAAGCUGCAGAAGGACAAGGCCAGGCCGGGCGCGUCGCCCCUCGGCGCCGGGAUGGCCGGGGACGACGAGGACGAGCCGGUGCUGUCCAGCGCCACCAAGCAGAAGGUUGAGGCCGCCAAGCAGUGCAUCGAGAACCACUACAAGGCGCAGAUGAGGUCGCUCCAGGAGCGCAAGGAGAGGCGUUAUGUUGUAGGCGUUGGAUGCUGGAGAAGAAGCUUGCUGAUGCUGAUGUAUCUGAAGAGGAGCAAAACCAUAUCCUGA